Messenger RNA from Talpa occidentalis (Iberian mole), 3387 nucleotides. It is a transcript of the gene KCNN2, whose product is annotated as potassium calcium-activated channel subfamily N member 2. Gene Ontology annotation, molecular function: calmodulin binding; small conductance calcium-activated potassium channel activity. Lineage: Eukaryota; Metazoa; Chordata; Mammalia; Eulipotyphla; Talpidae. The coding region runs from base 511 to 3069 and encodes 852 amino acids. Gene Ontology annotation, biological process: potassium ion transmembrane transport. Gene Ontology annotation, cellular component: plasma membrane; neuronal cell body; dendritic spine. The transcript is spliced from 11 exons. The record is from RefSeq and is a predicted model, not a curated record.
CUCAGCGGUCUCCAGGGCUGCGAGCUGUCUGUCCCGGAAUUUGACACCCGGAGAGGCAGCUGGUCCCCCAUCAGGACUCCUGAGCCUUCUCAGAUGGAAACAGUUUCUCCCAAAGAAGCUGUGGGAAUUCUCGGUGGCGCCACUCUUGGGCUUUGCCUCCCGGAGCCUUUAAUCAAGGCCCCAUUGAGCACUUUGAGGCAAGGCAGGCUCCAGAUGGAGCAGGGCUCCGGGUUGCUGAACAAGAUUCUUACUGAGAGAGCUACAAAAGGAUGGACUUCAGCCAGAGAGAAAGUGAACCCCAGGAAUGGAGUGGGAUAUAAGCAAUAGUGGUGGGGAGGAGGCAGAGGAGCAGAAGAGGAGCUGGCGGCGGGCGGUGGCUGAGCAGCCCCCAGGCCCUCGGAGCGAGCCGCCUCACCGGCGCCGGAGACUCCCUCGGACCUACCCACCCGGGCGGCCCGCGGGCCCGGGCGCCGGAGCCAGGGACCCGACGGCUGGGGGCGCCAGCCCCCGAUGUUCCGCGGGAGGCUCAAAUGUGAUGUCAUGCCCAUUGUUUUGGUGCGCCCGACCAAUGGGACUCGCCGCCUGGAUUCUACCGGAGCCGGCAUGGGCCCUUCCUCGAACCAGCAGCAGGAGUCCCCGCUCCCGACCAUAACGCAUUGCGCAGGGUGCACCACCGCCUGGUCUCCCUGCAGCUUUAACAGCCCUGACAUGGAAACCCCAUUGCAGUUCCAGCGCGGAUUCUUCUCAGAGCAGCCGCCGCCGCGCGCCUCGCACCUGCAUUGCCAGCAGCAGCAGCAGCAGCAGCAGCAGCAGCAGAGCCAGGACAAGCCGUGCGCGCCCUUCGCGUCCCUCCCGCACCCUCACCACCACCCGCACCUCGCGAGCCAGCAGCCGGGCAGCGGCGGCAGCAGCCCAUGCCUCCGGUGCAACAGCUGCGCCUCCUCCGGGGCCCCGGGGGCGGGGGCGGGGGCGGGGGAUAACCUGUCCCUCCUGCUCCGCACCUCCUCGCCCGGCGGCGCCUUCCGGACCCGCACCUCCUCGCCGCUCUCGGCCUCGUCGUGCUGCUGCUGCUGCUCGUCGCGCCGGGGCAGCCAGCUCAAUGUGAGCGAGCUGACGCCGUCCAGCCAUGCCAGUGCGCUCCGGCAGCAGUACGCGCAGCAGCCGGCGCCCGCCUCCCAGUACCACCAGUGCCACAGCCUGCAGCCCGCCGCCAGUCCCACGGGCAGCCUCGGCAGCCUGGGCUCCGGGCCCCCGCUCUCGCACCACCACCACCACUCGCACCCGGCGCACUACCAGCACCACCAGCCCCAGGCGCGCCGCGAGAGCAACCCCUUCACCGAAAUAGCCAUGAGCAGCUGCAGGUACAACGGGGGCGUCAUGCGGCCGCUCAGCAACUUGAGCUCGUCCCGCCGGAACCUGCACGAGAUGGACUCCGAGGCGCAGCCCCUGCAGCCCCCCGCUUCGGUCGGAGGCGCCGGCGGCGCGUGCUCCCCGUCUGGAGCCGCGGCCGCCGCGUCGUCCUCAGCCCCGGAGAUCGUGGUGUCCAAGCCGGAGCACAACAACUCCAACAACCUGGCGCUCUACGGAGCCGCCGGCGGCGGGAGCACCGGGGCGGGCGGCGGCAGCGGGCACGGCAGCAGCAGUGGCACCAAGUCCAGCAAAAAGAAGAACCAGAACAUCGGCUACAAGCUGGGCCACCGGCGCGCCCUGUUUGAGAAGCGCAAGCGGCUCAGCGACUACGCGCUCAUCUUCGGCAUGUUCGGCAUCGUGGUCAUGGUCAUCGAAACCGAGCUGUCGUGGGGCGCCUACGACAAGGCGUCGCUGUACUCCUUAGCUCUGAAAUGCCUUAUCAGUCUCUCCACGAUCAUCCUGCUCGGUCUGAUCAUCGUGUACCACGCCAGGGAAAUACAGUUGUUCAUGGUGGACAAUGGAGCAGAUGACUGGAGAAUAGCCAUGACUUACGAGCGUAUUUUCUUCAUCUGCUUGGAAAUACUGGUGUGUGCGAUUCACCCCAUACCUGGGAAUUACACAUUCACGUGGACGGCCCGGCUUGCCUUCUCCUAUGCCCCAUCUACCACCACCGCUGAUGUGGAUAUUAUUUUAUCUAUACCAAUGUUCUUAAGACUCUAUCUUAUUGCCAGAGUCAUGCUUUUACAUAGCAAACUUUUCACUGAUGCCUCUUCUAGAAGCAUUGGAGCACUUAAUAAGAUAAACUUCAAUACGCGUUUUGUUAUGAAGACUCUAAUGACUAUCUGCCCGGGAACUGUGCUCUUGGUUUUUAGUAUCUCCUUAUGGAUAAUUGCCGCGUGGACUGUGCGAGCUUGUGAAAGGUACCACGAUCAACAGGACGUCACUAGCAACUUCCUGGGAGCGAUGUGGUUGAUAUCAAUAACCUUUCUCUCCAUUGGCUACGGUGACAUGGUACCUAACACCUACUGCGGGAAAGGAGUUUGUUUGCUUACUGGAAUCAUGGGUGCUGGGUGCACAGCCCUGGUGGUCGCCGUAGUGGCAAGGAAGCUAGAACUUACCAAAGCAGAAAAGCAUGUGCACAACUUCAUGAUGGACACUCAGCUGACGAAGAGAGUGAAAAACGCAGCUGCCAAUGUACUCAGGGAGACAUGGCUAAUUUACAAAAAUACAAAGCUAGUAAAAAAGAUAGAUCAUGCAAAAGUCAGAAAACAUCAACGAAAAUUCUUGCAAGCUAUUCAUCAAUUAAGAAGUGUAAAAAUGGAGCAGAGGAAACUGAAUGACCAAGCAAAUACCUUGGUGGAUCUGGCAAAGACCCAGAACAUCAUGUACGACAUGAUAUCCGACUUAAACGAAAGGAGUGAAGACUUCGAGAAAAGGAUUGUUACCUUGGAAACGAAACUAGAGACUCUGAUCGGGAGCAUCCACGCCCUGCCCGGGCUCAUCGGCCAGACCAUCAGGCAGCAGCAGAGGGACUUCAUCGAGGCCCAGAUGGACAGCUACGGCGAGCAGGGCCCCUACGGCGCCGAGCGCUCGCGGUCCUCGUCCCGGAGGCGGCGGUCCUCCUCCACGGCGCCACCGACUUCCUCAGAGAGCAGCUAGGAGAGAUUCAGUUAAUCACAAAAUAAGACUUUUUGCCAUCAUAUGGUCAAUAUUUUAGCUUUUAUUGUAAAGCCCCUAUGGUUCUAAUCAGCGUUAUCCGGAUUCUGAUGUCAGAAUCCUGGAGACCUGAACACUAAGUUUUAGGCCAAAAUGAGUGAAAACUCUUUUUUUUUUCUUUCAGAUGCACAGGGAAUGCACCUAUUACUGCUCUAUAGAUUGUUCCUCCUGUAAUUUCACUAACUUUUUAUUCAUGCACUUCAAACAAACUUUACUACUACAUUAUAUGAUAUAUAAUAAAAAAGUUAAUUUCUGCACAUA